This is a messenger RNA of Mucor velutinosus, 402 nucleotides long. RefSeq lists its product as uncharacterized. The transcript has a single exon. Lineage: Eukaryota; Fungi; Mucoromycota; Mucoromycetes; Mucorales; Mucoraceae. The record is from RefSeq and is a predicted model, not a curated record. The coding region runs from base 1 to 402 and encodes 133 amino acids.
AUGUUCAAGCUAACUCUCCUCUCUGUUGCUGCCCUCGCUGCCUCUUUUGUCUCUGCUGAAACUGCCUACUUUGCCUUCCAAACCCACGAAGAGUCCCAAGAGUUUGUCUUCCAGCUCAAUGACGAUGCCAAAAUUGCCCAGGCUAGAAGAAUCUUGAGUGGCGCAGAAACCGAAUCUGUUCACGUCCUUGGAAGAAUUCGUAAGGUCCCAGUAGCGUACAAUCCCGUUUGGCAAUUCAGUUUGGACCCUGAUACUAUUAACUUCUUUGACCACGCAAUCGAGGUGUGCGAUGCUACCGUUCAUUACACUGACGACCAUUUGGACGAAGCCUGUGGUGCUUUCUUGCCCGGAUGUAUCUUCUGUCCCUGGACCAGUAAACUUACCAGAGAAGUCGAGGUAUAA